Cherax quadricarinatus is the source of this 759-nucleotide messenger RNA. Lineage: Eukaryota; Metazoa; Arthropoda; Malacostraca; Decapoda; Parastacidae. The record is from RefSeq and is a predicted model, not a curated record.
CUGAAUUUCCAAUAAAUUAUCAUUAACUGAUCAUCUGAAAUUUGUGGAUUUCCAGCUAAAUCUAAUAAUUGUUCUGAGCCUCCACAUCUUAGUAUCAACAAUGGCAUUGUUCAGAAGAGUUGCCCACAUUGACUUUGAGAAUUACUGUGACAACCAUGACCCCAACAACUAUGAAUGCACUUCCAAGAAGAAGAAGAAGAAGAAGAUACCACAGGGAGAGAGGUGCCCCGCCACCAACAAUGAUGAACUUGGUGAGUGGCACUAUGUUUGCAACAAGAAGAAGAAGAAGAAGAAAUUCGGUGAGACCCUCAAUGUCCCCAGCAACAACAAAUUCCCUGAAAGGGGCCACCUCCCUGAAACCCCCAUGAAUCCCUCGACAACAACCAUGUCAUCGACUACUAUGAUGACCUCUAUGAUGGUUAUGGUUUGUUUAGGGCGUGACGGUAAACCUAGAAAAAUAAAAAAGGAGUCAACAGGUAAUGGCAAAAAAAUAAAAAAGAAGGAGUCAACAGGUAAGGGCAAAAAAAUAAAAAAGGAGGAGUCAACAGGUAAGGGCAAAAAAACAAAAACGAAAGUCCCAAAAGGAUAUGAAGAGAUUGAUGUUAUGCCCAGUAUGAUAACCAUACUCAGACACCCAACCAACAUCUCCAUGUAUCAACAAGGUUUAUACUCAUUCGUAUAAAAAAAAAAAAAAAAAAAAAAAAAAAAAAAAAAAAAAAAAAAAAAAAAAAAAAAAAAAAAAAAAAAAAAAAAAAAAAA